AAAAUUAAAAAUCAAAUUAAAGCUUUGAAAAUUGAAAUAAUAAAAAUUUCUCACUUUUAUUUUCUUCCUUCAAUUUUUUUUCCAUUGUUCCCACCAAACACCAUUCCCGCUCCUUCAUUCAUUCAUUCAUUCUUUGUUUUCAAGCAAACGUGAUUUUCACACUUUUCGGGUUUUGUCCAAUUCUUAGAAAUUUCUUAUUUUUUUUUUCUUUAUCUUUUUCCUUUUUUUUAUUUGGUAAUUUUUUUUUCAUUUUCUGAACUUUUUGUUGUAAUAUUGAUUCCCGUUUUCCGCUCCGGCGACCUUCGCCGCCGGCUGCCGUUGAUUCUCCGACGGCGUCUCCUUCAAGAUUUUUUUUGUGUGAUUUGUUGAUUUGCUGGAGAAGGUGGGUGGCAGGAAGGUAGGGGAAGAGAAUGGUUGAUGGUUGGAAGAAAUUUUUUAUUUUUGAAGAAUUUUGAUGAUUUUUGAUACCUGAUUUGUCAUUUUGUUGAAAAUUGAAGCUAUUGGUUGUAAUUUUUGGAUUGUUGGAAGGUUUUGAGUGGGUUUUGAUCGAUGGAUUCGGAAACAGUUCCAUCUCCGAGGGAUUUGUUGAAAUGUUGUGAUUGUGGAUGUAGUUGUUCCUUGGUGGCUCAAUGUUCUGAAAAAUGGAUGCGUUCUGUUAAGCGAAAGCAUGAUGAGUUUAAAUUGGAUAGUGAAUUACCUGUGUCCGUUGCGCGGGUUGAUAUUGUGAACGAAUGUGUUGUUUUACGUGAGAUGGUUAGUAUGCAGCAGAGAACGAUUCAGGAUUUGAAUGAGGAGUUGGAGGAAGAGAGAAAUUCUGCGUCCACAGCUGCGAAUGAGGCAAUGUCGAUGAUUUUGAGGUUGCAGAGGGAAAAGGCGGAAGUUCAAAUGGAAGCUCGUCAGUUUAAGCGUUUUGCAGAGGAGAAAAUGACGCAUGAUCAGGAGGAACUUAUGUCUUUGGAAGAUUUGUUGUACAAGAGAGAGCAGAUAAUUCAGUCGCUUACAUGCGAAGUUCAGGCUUAUAAACACAGGAUGAUGAGUUUUGGGUACACCGAGGAUGAGGUCGAAGGUGAUCAAUAUGAUGAUAUUCCUCCAUACGAAUACCCUCCCUUAAAAUGUAAUGUCUUGUAUAAUGGCAUGGAUGUUGAUAAUGACGACACUGAUAUUGAGAAAUAUGCAUUUGGGGAAACUCCUGAUGACCGUUUGAGGAGCUUGGAGAAUAGGAUUUCUCAAAUGGAGAAAACUCCCACUUACAGCCAGGUGGAUGGUGAUUUUAUUGGAAAAAAUGUUUCGGAGAAAGUAAUUGUUGGACAAUCUCCAAAUUUGACAAGCCACGCGAGGAAAUUUUCCUCUGACUCAGCAACGUUCGGUGGGAUGUGUAAAGAAAUAGGUUCCGAGUUCCCUACGGAGUCUCCCAAGAACAAUAACAAGUAUAAGAAGGAUUAUUUCUCUCAACCAGAGGACAAUUCAAAUUUGAAGAAGGUAGAUAAUGCAUCAGAAGGUGAUGAUACGAGUGACAGAAUUUAUACAAUUGACUCUGUUCAUUCUGGGGCACCGGAUAAUGGCUUUACAGGUUCCAAAGGUGGAGUUUUCGAUGAUUAUGCAACCAGUCCAAAGGAAUCAGGGAAUCAUCAUGCUGAUUUCGAAGAUCCCUACAUUAAGAAGCUUUACAUGAGGCUUCAGGCACUUGAGGCUGAUAGGGAAUCAAUGAGGCAGGCAAUCAUUUCAAUGAGCACAGAUAAAGCACAGGUUGUGUUACUGAAGGAAAUAGCUCAGCAUUUGUGCAAAGAGAUGUCACCGCAAAGAAAAAUAAGUACGAGCAAGCCUGCAAGAUCUCGGUACUUGUCAAUUUUUAAGUGGAUCACAUCAAUUGUUUUUUGGAGAAACAAAGCUCACCAAAGCAAGUAUAUGUUUGGGCUACCAACUGACAGUAUGGGCUUGCUACUGCUCCUUGACAAAAGAACAAAUGCAAGGCCACAGAGAUGUAUUUCAAGUACACAACUGGGAGAUUAAUUCGCAGUUUUCAAAUUUCGGAACACCAACUGAAUUUUAGUAACACUAUAAUACGAUAAGAUUUUUUAAUUUUUGUUUAUUCUCCCCAUAUCUUUCUUGUUGGAAAAAGGGGUGUUUGUGCAGUGUUCGUUUAAUCUUUUAAUUUGAAAUUGAAAGUAAUUUGUUGGUCGUUUCUUGAAACUUGAAAGUAAUACCACAUAAGAGCACUCUCUCAUAUGGUUGGUUGUUGGACAAUCUUCUUUUGUACAUAACGUAUUGCUGGAAGCUCGCUCGCGCUUCAUACGAUUUCUAUUCUCAACCUGACUCUACUAAGAGUAUUGUAGCUUUAUGUGUUGAGAGUUGAACAUUCAAAUGUACCAUAACUUUAACUUCCACAACUUCAGUGCAGAAGUGAUAAUCUUGCAUAUAACCUUGUAUUCUUUUUUAUUUAUUGAUUGAUUUCGUGCAUAGUUA
This is a messenger RNA of Medicago truncatula (barrel medic), 2463 nucleotides long. Its product is annotated as myosin-binding protein 7. The record is from RefSeq and is a predicted model, not a curated record. The transcript is spliced from 4 exons. NCBI's taxonomy places the organism in Eukaryota, Viridiplantae, Streptophyta, Magnoliopsida, Fabales, Fabaceae. The coding region runs from base 550 to 2010 and encodes 486 amino acids.